ACGACGCGGUGCGGCGGGCCAUUUGGGCCCGGGGGGGAGGUGCCCGCCCAGCGCCCAGGCGACAAGGGGCGAGUCGGCUGUGCGAGCCGCUUCUAGAACGCCUAGGCGCUGAUCCCGCUUGCGUCUGGCUGCUGAGAGCGAGGGCCGGGGUACGUCAUUAUGCGGGGGAGGGCGGUGGCGGGAAUGCAUGGGCGGGCGCUCUUAUAUCAUCAUCAUCAUCAUCAUCAUCAGUGUAUGCAUAGGGAAGGGAGCUACUUACUGCUUAGUUCCUGAAGACAACUACCUAUUCUACAUAACAAACAAUCAAACACAUGCCCAAGUAUCCGCACACACACGCAGAAAUCAACGAGUACCCCGACGAUACCACCACUUCUGAUUCAUCUUCCACCGCAAACAUGACCGACAACACCGACACCAACAAGCAAGCCCAGCAAGCCCAGCAGGGCGGUGGAGGCUUCCUCUCGAACCUAGGCGGCGUCCUAGGCGGCGCGACUAACACGCUCGGCCGGGGCAUCGGCGGCGCGACGACGACGCUGGGCGACACGGUGGGCACGCUGGGCAAGGGCGUGGGCGACACGGUCGGCGGCGUCACGCAGGGCGUCGGCGACCUGACCAAGGGCGUCGGCAACACGGCCAAGAGCGGCACGGAUAAGAUUGGGGGUGCGUUUGGAGGUGGCAAUGCUGCUGGUGCUGGCGCGGGCGCGGACAAGAAGCAGUGAGUGAGAGUGAGGUUGGAUGGGGGAGGGGAGCAGCUACUACCUACUUACGGAGUACUGCUGGGUUUGUUUGCUAUCAUGAUGUUAUGAUUGUUACGAGGGCGAGAGCGGCCAGACUGACUGCUGGGUUGGCUUGGUUCACUGCUGCUGCUGCUGCCGCCUGUCUACCUACCUAUACGCCGUGGCUUCACUGCACGGGGGCUUUGCUUGUUUUCGCAGUACAAAUAACGACGAAUCAAUUCCCUGAACACUACUACUCCUACCC
Molecule: messenger RNA, 981 nt
Organism: Aplosporella prunicola CBS 121167
Lineage: Eukaryota; Fungi; Ascomycota; Dothideomycetes; Botryosphaeriales; Aplosporellaceae
Exons: 2
Coding region: 312-719 (135 amino acids)
Source: RefSeq, a predicted model, not a curated record